Molecule: messenger RNA, 1064 nt
Organism: Papilio machaon (common yellow swallowtail)
Lineage: Eukaryota; Metazoa; Arthropoda; Insecta; Lepidoptera; Papilionidae
Product: PAN2-PAN3 deadenylation complex catalytic subunit PAN2-like
Exons: 6
Coding region: 225-1064 (279 amino acids)
Biological process (GO): nuclear-transcribed mRNA poly(A) tail shortening
Cellular component (GO): PAN complex; P-body
Molecular function (GO): protein binding
Source: RefSeq, a predicted model, not a curated record
GUCCUAAUAGUGCCGAUUUUAUUUCUUUCUUUACCCAAGAACUUCUAAUAUCUAUUUCGUAAUGUUUUUGAUGACCAGAGGAAUACGCAAGUGAUUAUUCGCAACAAUUCCUCGUACCAACAAAGGAAGGGGAAUAUGAGGUGCGGAGUAGUGUUUUGGUGGACGGCGGGGAUAGAUUUGGAGUGUCUGCUGUGGUGUUUGAUAAACAUGAAGAAUUGAUAUGGAUGGGAAACCAAGGUGGUCAUGUUACAUCAUAUUAUGGUCCCAGUAUGCAGAAAUAUACAUCUUUUCAAAUUCACGAUUCAGAAGAAGUUAGGGACAUAGUAACAGAUGAAAUAGGUAUUUAUGCAUUGACGAAAACAACUCUCCGUCAUCAAAUACGUAGAGGAAUACCGAAACAUACGUACAGAUCAACAAAUAUGACCGAUAUGCAAUGUUUGUUACAAGUCAAUCCAACAAAACUUAUGAUGGGAGGUCAUCAAAAUAAAUUAUUGGAGUUUGAUGUAACAAAAAUGACAGAAACUGUUAUACCUAUAAAAGAAGAUGGUUGUGUAGUGAUGCGUAGUGGUGGUGCUACUCUUUUGGCGUGUGGCAGCGCAAACGGGCAAGUGUCACUUCGUGAUCUCAGGACUCCGAAUGCAGCCGAACACACUUUCAGAGCUCAUGCUAAUUCUUUGUCUGAUAUGGAUAUGCAAGGAGACCUGCUUAUAUCAUGUGGAUUCACACAAUCAGCCGGGGGUGUGGCAGUAGCUGAGCCUUACGUAGUAGUAUGGGACUUACGUUGCCUCAAGGGUACAUCUACAGUUGACCGAGCAAGGUCCAUACAUACAGCUGCUGCACCACUGUUGCUACAUUUCCUGCCUGCCUUCUCUGGCCGUGCGGUGGCACAGUCAGGGGAUGGACAUGUCGCGUUGCUGCAUGUUAAUGCCCCGCAGGAGAAGCAGUCUGUCUUCCAGCAGUUGCUUCACCGUUUCACCAAACACAACUUCGUACCGACUGUCUUCGGCGCCGACGCUUGUACACUAGAGCCAGAAGAAGAAGGCGAACAUCGACUGAAGAAGUAG